Plasmopara halstedii is the source of this 4245-nucleotide messenger RNA. RefSeq lists its product as uncharacterized. Lineage: Eukaryota; Oomycota; Peronosporomycetes; Peronosporales; Peronosporaceae. The transcript is spliced from 5 exons. Bases 1 to 4245 code for a protein of 1414 amino acids. The record is from RefSeq and is a predicted model, not a curated record.
AUGGACGCCACUCAGCCGCUCAUUGACGUCUCUCGGCGUCCACGCGGUCGUCCUCCAUCACGGUCCUGGGCAUAUUUUACGUCAUUGGUGGAGCCUCAGAAACUUUUUUCUGCCGAGUGCCGUCAUUGCAAUCAAUUAGUGCAAUAUCAUAAGAAAUGGGCACAAGCGCGUGCUCAUUUAAUGAAAUGUGCUCCAUUUUUGCGGCUUAUUGAAACAUUAUCUCCAAGUGAUGUACCACCAUGGUAUUUGGCUGAAUUAAAUCGACGACAGUCAAAUUAUGUACCAUCUCGAGUUACUUCAGGUUACACUUUGAAUCAAAUGGUACCAUCAACAGUGGCAAGUGGCACCUCAUUUAAAAUGAUUCAUCCUGUGGCAAUGCCACUAUCCGAUACACAAAAAUGUGGGACAAAGUAUGAUUGGGUUAAAGUGAAUGAAAACAUCGCAAUGCACUUAUUUACGACCAUAGAAGUGGAUAAAUUGCUAAAUGGUACUCUUGAGUUGUCUUAUUUGUCACAAGCUUUUCAAGUGAAUGGUACGGAAGUGGCACUUUGUACCAAAGAGACAUUAAUGACGGAAUUACUUGAUCAAUGUUAUGAACGUGUGAAGAAUCAAGUGCUUCACUUUCUUCAAAGUGGAUUAGUACCUGCAACGUUAUCGCUUGAGUUUCAUGAAGAGAAAGAACGUUUAAUUUGUAUGGCAACAUUAGCUAGUUCUCCAAUGUACCCCUUAUACGUCGAUUUUGCUCAUGUACCAAAUGCUGGUACAAAUAUGGCACUUUUUGUUCAUCAUGUGGUACAACUUAUUGAAUCCAUUUCCUGUCCAAUUGCUGGUUGUAUUAUGCCGUUAACUAUGGAAAGAAAAACAUUACUCAAGCAAUUUCAACUUCAAUUUCCUACCAUGUAUUUCCAUGGAUGUAUGCGGUAUGCAUUCUAUUCAUUACUACAAACUUUUUUUAUUGGAUCACGUACCACAAGUGUACCCUUUCUGGAAGAAUUGCAACAAUUUGCAUUACAAUGUUACGAUUUGCUUGAUUUUGUACCCCACGAGAAAUUAAAAGUCAUUUCUAACGAAUUGGAAAUUUAUCCAUGUGAAGUGGUCCACAUUACAAUCCGACGUCGAAUCUCAUUAACACAAGCGUAUCUUUCACUUCUUCAAGCUGAAAUUUUUCAAACGCUUUCAAUUGAAAAUUUCACUUGUUCUCCUUCGAAACAAAAACAAGUUUUUCAACUUGUUCAUCAUCCAUCGUUUGUUGAAAAACUCGACAAAUAUUUGGCAAUAUUUCAACCAUUUCACGCACUUUUAACAACUUUUACACCUGGAACAAAAUCUUCAAUCGCAAUUUCCGAAGUUUUCCUGUCAUUUCAAACAUUAAUUUCAACAAUUGAAGCAAAUCAAGUCUUGACAUCACUUGAAAAGAUCUCAAUUGUCACAUUGAUACGAGAACAAGAGACUUUAGUACUUGGUUCAGCUCAUCGCAUUGCGUAUCUUUUAGAUCCUCGAUAUCUUGGUCAAAACUUUUCAACUGAAGAAAAAGUCCAAGUCGAACAUGAACUUUUGACAUUUGGAACAAAAGAUCAGGAAGAUGAAACACUUUGUGCGGAAUAUACUGCAUUUUGUCAAAGUAUGAAGAAUCCAAAACGAAAAGAGAUCACACCAUUGGAUUUUUGGAUUCUUGAAGGAUCGAAAUGGCCAACGUUACAAGCUCUAGCAUGUCGAAUCUUUGUCAUGCCUGUUUCUUGUGCACGAGAAGGAGCUUUGUUACAUGCUUUAGAUGCACCAAAAGAUCGAGAAACACGGGAGAAAGUGACGUUUACCAUCAACGGAAGCGAAAGAUCAGGAAAUUACUGCAUCCAUGAAAGUUUGGACUCCCGUUUGACAAAACGAUUCAAGCGCUUUCUUAAGUCAUUUCAGAGUAAACACUCGACUCGAGAGAUCAAUCACGAAGAUAUUAACACAUCGUCGACGUUUUUAUUCCAUGCAUCGACAUCAACUACGUUGAGUACAGCAGAGCUUGAAGCACGUUUAGAGACAUCCGGAACACUUUCAAGCGCUACGUCUUUGACUUCGACAUUUUCUACUACUGAUUCAAAGAUUAAAACGAGUGAUCAUGAGUGGGAACGAUUACUUUUAAAAAUUCCUCAACUCGUUGCUGAGUGUACGAAAGCUAAUGUUGAGAAUUCGAUUGAAACAUUUCAAGCUCUUUUCAAAUUACUACAACAAAUGGCUGGUCGCGAGAAUCAACAACGAAUUCAAGAAUUUUAUGCUGCGAAUGCUUCAUCUCGAAAAGUCUUUCGACAAUGUCGUCGUACACUUUUACUUGUUUGGAAAUACAUGAUCGUACAACUUCAUUCAAACGAUUCAACUAUUUCAAUUGACUUACGAAAUCUAUACUUUCAAUUGAUUGGAAUGAUCGUUGAACGUGUGGAAUUUCACUUACUUUCGAACGAUGUUUCAAUCAAUAAAACUCCGAAAGCGAAUGGACCAAAAUCCUUUUCAUUCAAUGGUCCAAAACGUGACAAUGAAAACAUUAAAAUGAAUUACAAAAGCAUGGAAUCUUUUGAUGAGACAAUAGAACGUGAACGUGAUUUCGACAUGUAUCGAUUCUUGCUCAUUGCUACAUUUCAAUACGCAGCCACUACGCUUGACAUUGUACGACAAAAACGUCGAUCGUACAUUUCAUUAGCUGAAACACGAUUCUUCGCACGUGUCUUUGCUGUAUGUUUCUUUCGAGUGCCAGUUCUUCAAUCUGCCAUGUUAGAAGAAAUUUCAAAAGCAUAUCAUGACAAACAAUGGCUUGCAGAGAAUGAAAGUGUUACACAAAGUGGACGAUCAAUCUGUACACAGACAUUUGUCAAGUCUUUAGAACGUUGGUUUGAAAUCCUUAUGAAAAAUGUCGAGAAUCAACGUACAAAUGAACAAACUCAAGAUGAAGAUACGUUCAUUCAUUCCAAUCCAACGUUAUUUCAAUGGACUCGAUAUGCACCCUAUUUAAAAGAAUGUCCAGACUCAAAUAUUUUCUCAACUCAACAUGGAAUUCCAUCCUGGCUAUUCAAACUUACUCACGAUGGUGAAUUUUUUUCGAAAUUUAUGGGAUUUCUAUGUCUUCAUAUAGCUCAUACAGCACUUGAUUCCAAGAUUUUAUGGACUUGUUUACCUGGCUACACGCUCUUACUUCGUGUGUCGCUAUUAGUACUCAAAGAAGCAUGUUGGGCAAAGUAUUUGUACGUACGUGAUACUUGUGGUCCUCUUCCUUCAUCAUCUAUAGAACUUGAACUUCCAAGUCAAGAAACAGCAAUUCCAUUUGAACUUGCAUCGAUUCGUGCCAUUCGUACCGUUUUAGAUAAUGUCAUUCAACUCUUACGAAAUCCUGAUCUUCUUGACAUUUGUAUCCUUGCAAUGUAUGAAUGUACAAAUGUCUUGCAUGCACGAAGUGUCGAUGUGUGUUUAACACGAUUUGAAGAAUGGUUUUGUGCGAGUGCCAUGUUACUUGAUUGUUCUCCAUCUCAAGCAAAACAUCAAAUUGUUUAUCGUUUACCUCCAACGUUUCAAGGCAUCACAUUUGCAGCAGGAAUUCGUGUCAUGCUUUCAAGUGAUCAUCAUGAAAUUCUUGGACGUACUUUACUUUUUUUAUACCAUCAAAUGGAUUAUUUUGAUGGCUUAGUACGACAAAAUAUUCUCAAAGCUCUUGUUCAACGUCAUAUGACUCUGUUUCUUCAUUGGAAUGAGGAUGUACGUACGAAAUAUCAUCAUUUACUUGUUUAUCGAUGUGUACGAGCAAAUCGAAUUGUUUUGGAAUCACCAAUUGAUCAUUUCUUACUUGGUAAGAAUGUACUUGAACCAUCAACUUUAUAUAUGAAUAUAACAGCAACAGACGUUCAUGAAUUGAAUACAGAACAAGCUCUUUGGCGUGCAUUUGAUGCAUGUUUUGCUGUUAUUCUCCAUCAUGAACGUCGUGAAGCUCAUUCAAGAACUCGAAAGUUUCAAUUGGAAUCCAUUGCAGCUCAAAAUCGUGCACAUGCAUUUCGUACAUUAAAUCGCAAGACACUUGAUGAUCAAACCGAUGGAUUGAAUGAAGGAUUACCAGGUGGAAAACCUUGGAUUGAACUUGAAGAACUUGACGAAGCUUUAGAACGAAAAUUACCAUAUUAUCUACGAUAUUUACCAAGUGAAGAAGUAGCGAUUUUAGAUAAUUUACGUCAUCUUGCAGCAUCUGUCAAGUAUCCUGAAUUUCAUCAUCAAUGGUAG